Molecule: messenger RNA, 1190 nt
Organism: Guyanagaster necrorhizus
Lineage: Eukaryota; Fungi; Basidiomycota; Agaricomycetes; Agaricales; Physalacriaceae
Exons: 3
Coding region: 39-1001 (320 amino acids)
Biological process (GO): lipid biosynthetic process
Molecular function (GO): iron ion binding; oxidoreductase activity
Source: RefSeq, a predicted model, not a curated record
AUAAAAUCUGACGACCGCGACCAUUCUUGGCUGUCGACAUGUACAACGACGCUCAUCUCUCCAUGGGUGCGACGAACAAUACUCGGCUAGGCGAUUGCCAGAAUGUACCCUUCUACUAUUCCUGCAACAAGGACCUUGUAGAGGGCUUUUCUGACCACUACCUCGCCCUUGCUGCACCUGUGGUAGCAUACUGGGCUAUCUGCCUUUUCUUCCACUACCUCGACAUGUCGACUUGGAAGUGGCUCGAGAGGUACCGCAUCCACGAAUCUGCCGAAGUCACGUCGCGAAACAGGGUCUCGCGCUUACAAGUAAUAUGGGCCGUCAUCUUUCAGCAUAUUCUUCAGACAAUACUGGGAUUGAUUGUAUUGGGGGAUGAUAAUGGACCUGCUGUCAAUCAUUCGUUAAAAAUCGACUCUAUUGCUCGCUUCGUUCGCCCUAUACUUGCGAGAGGCAUCCUGGCGGAGUGGACCACGCCUGCAGUUGGGCCAGUAUCUUACUUUAUGUACUGGUGGGCAAUACCAUUCUUACAGUUGGUCUUUGGAAUGUUUGUUAUCGACACCUGGCAAUACACCCUUCACCGCUGGAUGCAUACCAAUAAAUGGAUGUACAAGCAUUUCCACUCCUGGCACCACCGUCUCUAUGUCCCGUACGCAUUCGGGGCGCUGUACAACCAUCCUGUCGAGGGUUUCUGUCUGGACUCCCUCGGCUCUGUCGUCGCUGAAAUAUUGGCGGGUAUGACGGUACGACAAGCGACGUUAUUAUUCGUCGUUGCUACAUUUAAAACUUGCGAUGACCACUGCGGCUACCGUUUCCCAUGGGAUCCCCUUCAAUUCAUGACAUCAAAUAACGCAGAUUAUCAUGACAUACAUCACCAGACCGUUGGUAUCAAGCACAACUUUGCCCAGCCAUUCUUUAUCCACUGGGAUGUUAUACUGGGUACGCGCAUGACGAGGGAGGAAAUGGACCGUCGCAAAUAUAAGAAGGAGCAGCACUCCGACUGAUUGAUAUCUUUGUUUAUUUUCCCAGUAAUUUUCCCAGUCGACGGUAUAUCUGUAGGUAGUGUACGAUUCAACCGUGUAGGUUCAUAAUUUACGACAGCCCUCAUGACCUGUAAAAACAUUCAAAUGCAACAGUAUUUGAUGCUGUGCAGAUACCCAGUAUGGAUUUAGGUGCAGGCAAGUAUACAAAAU